Vigna radiata var. radiata (mung bean) is the source of this 702-nucleotide messenger RNA. RefSeq lists its product as uncharacterized. The transcript has 4 exons. NCBI's taxonomy places the organism in Eukaryota, Viridiplantae, Streptophyta, Magnoliopsida, Fabales, Fabaceae. The coding region runs from base 1 to 702 and encodes 233 amino acids. The record is from RefSeq and is a predicted model, not a curated record.
AUGUUUGAUGGCAAGCAGUUUGAUGAUUGGAGAAUCAAGAUGCGUUUUGUAUUUGGGUUUCAAGAUGUUCUGGAGGUUAUUGAAGAGGGAGUACCUGAAUUGAGUGAAAAAGCAUCCCAAGAAGAGAGGAAAGAACACAAAUUGAUGGCCAAACUUGACAGUAAAGCCAAAUUUCUGAUGUACCAGUGUGUCAACCAGAAGAUUUUUAACAAAAUCUCAAAUGCUGAAACUACAAAGGAGGCCUGGGGCAUUUUGAUGAGGACUUAUGGUGAUGGAGACAGGAAUGCAAAGGAACUGGUUAACAAGAUGAGAGCUUGCGGUGACAAGAUGAUGGAAGAUUAUGUGGAUUGCUGGAGUGGUGAAGGUGCAAAGAACAAGCCACAGAAAAGGGCUAAUUUGGCUCAGGAGGAGGAAUCAGAUGGUGAAGCUGUGAUGUUGAUGGCCAGAACAGAAGAAGAUUUGUCAGAAGAGGAUGUAUGGUAUCUUGAUUCUAGGUGUUCUACCCACAUGAGAGGCAGAAAAGAUUGGUUUGUGGGAAUCAAGGAGGUUGUGCAGGGUAAAAUCCGUUGUGCUGAUGAAAGAAGAAUGAAUGCAGAAGGGUCAGACAGAGUUGUUCUGAGGGAAACAGGGGGAAAAGAGGUUGUAAUUGAGGAGCAGAGGAGGAAGAUGAGUGGCUGUGACAUCUCAGGUUUGAACACCUGA